Molecule: messenger RNA, 1626 nt
Organism: Saprolegnia diclina VS20
Lineage: Eukaryota; Oomycota; Saprolegniomycetes; Saprolegniales; Saprolegniaceae
Exons: 5
Coding region: 27-1592 (521 amino acids)
Molecular function (GO): protein binding
Source: RefSeq, a predicted model, not a curated record
GAUAGUACAAGGCGGAUAGAACCAAGAUGGCGACCAAGCGGCCAUUCGCAGCGCCGGCGCUGCCCAGCCGGCAGCAGCUCGAGACGCGGCUCGCCGAGAACGGCGCCGACCUCGCGACGUGCAAGAAGGACAUUGCGGCGCUCGAGGUAGACAUUGCCAAGCUCCAAGAAUCGCUGCGCAUCCAGCACGACUUGCUGGCCAAGAAGCAGUAUGCGCGCGAAGACCUCGAGCUCCAGCGCGAUAGCCUCGAGAAGCGCCUACAGCGGUUCCUCUUGUACGCAGAGAACCGCGCGACGCCCGUCAUUGACGUGGACGCGCCACUGGACAAGAAGCUUCGGAUCGUCAAGCCGCAAUCACCGGCGGUGCGUGUGAUUACGAUCGCCGAGUCACCGCCGCCCCGCGAGAAGAAGCGCAAGAUGUCGCCGCCACCGUCGACCUUUGAGUCGACACCGGCGCCGAUCCUGCCCGAGAUGCGCCCGCGGACACCGACAGUUGCCAAUUUUCCUGACCAGUUUUGGUCGACAACCGAGGUCGCCAAGCUUCUCUCGCAGCCGCGCAUGAACAUGAUUGCGGACGGCUGCUCGCGCAAGUUGCGCUGCUCGGCGUUCCAUCCGACCAACCCCGACCUCUUCUCGACGUUUGCGGACGACGGCACGAUGAUGCUCUGGCAGUACCAGCCGCAUUUCCGGGAUCUCAAGCACCUUCUCCAAGUGCCACCGUCCAUCUUUCGGCGCGCUGGCCACGCAUGCGUCGAGGACUUUCGAUGGUCGCCGGGCAAUGGCAACAAGAUUGCGCUCGGGUUUCAAAAGCCGCAUGCGGACGCGGGCGAGAUCUGCGUCGUCGAGUGGAACCAAGGCUUCACCAAGCCACCCGACCGCGUCUGGAACCGGUCGUCGUCGCUCGCGUCCAAGGGUGUCUCGUGCAUUGAUUGGGUUGACGAAACACACAUUGUGACGGGCGGCCCCAACCACAGCGUGGUCGUGUGGAAGUACACGGAUGCGCCGGCGUCAUCCGCCAACAUGAAGACGCUCCACGCCGACCACCGAAGCGAGAUCCGGUCGCUUUGCGUGCACCCGCACUCGCCGUCGGUGUAUUCCGGCGCGCUCGACGGUCUUGUGAUUGGGUACGAUCUGCACCACCAGUCGACGACGACUGUGAUUGAGAAGCGGCAGACCAAUAACAUUGCCAAGAUCAACGCCGUGCUCGCGCACCCCAACCACCCGCAUUUGCUCAUGGUGUCGUGCGUGCAUGCGACGCAGCAGAACAUGCUGCUGCAUGACCUCCGCAUCAAGACGUCGAGCUCGCUCACAAGCAUGCCGUCCAUGGUGUGGUACAAGUCGACGGGCGACGCGCGCGCCAUGAGCCAGUACACGACGCCGCGCUGGUCCACGGCCGGGAUGCACGUGUCGUGUGGCAGCACGUCGGGCGAUGUCCACAUUUGGGACAUUCGCGCGAGCAAGCGCGAGAACGUGCCGCACCAAACGCUGAGCAUUCACCGCAAGCCCGUGCUCCACGCCAACUGGCACGCGACGCAAAACGUGCUCUUGAGCAUUUCGAGCGACCGCAACAUUGGCGUCGUUACCUUUACCUAACCCUUCUGCCACAUUACCUAACCCUUCUGUCACA